This is a messenger RNA of Stylophora pistillata, 1865 nucleotides long. Its product is annotated as thiopurine S-methyltransferase. NCBI's taxonomy places the organism in Eukaryota, Metazoa, Cnidaria, Anthozoa, Scleractinia, Pocilloporidae. The record is from RefSeq and is a predicted model, not a curated record. Gene Ontology annotation, molecular function: thiopurine S-methyltransferase activity.
CUUUCUACUGAGCUUACAUGAGGAAGAUGCAAGCACAGUAAAUUACUGGAAAUAUAUUCUGGCAUGUGUGAUGUUAGUUUCACUUUUUCAUAUCAGUAAAGCUUUUCGAAAGCUGACUUUUCUUGUCACCUCGAAAAUAUCAUAAACAAUCAUUGAAUAAUAAGUUACGACACUAUAAUUUAACGUCAAUUUUCUGCUCUUAAAAAUUUGGGAGCCACAAUCACCUGAGGAAGAACCUACUCAAGAUCUAACCCCAGUCUCCAUUUGCACCUUUUCGCACGCGUUUCUUUCCUUCAGGGUCGGAAAACGGUAAUUUUGACAAACUCCUGUUAAGAGAGAGUAACGUUCACUCACACUUCCAUUCCAAAAUAAAAGUGACUGAUUUCAUAUCAACGUUAUCUCUUUACCUCCAGAUCGUAAAACCCAAUAUUUCUGAAUAAAAUUAAUUCAUCUCUAAGAAAAACAGAUACCUCAUUCAGCAGACAUAAUCAGCGCUGUGCUUGAACUUAUGGACUCACUAAAAAUCUACAAUUUAGAACGUUUACAUCACAAGGGUCCAUAAAGUUCGCGCCGCGUGACAUUAGCUCCAUCCAUUUUCAGUCAGUCACGAAUAACGAUCACGACAUGCAACCAAAAUCACGCUAAAGAUUAAAAGGAAGCAAGUUUUCCUAAAUCGUCAAAGCAGCCAUCACCUCUCUCAACCACAGCUAGGAAAACAAUUUUCUUUUGUGACUUCGCCGUCAGGAACAACAUGUAUUUUUGCUGGUUGGUUGGUUCCGGUCUCCUCUCUGACUCAUGUUACAUCGAGCAUUACGUAUUCUAAAAAGAGUUGUUUAGAAAAGUGUCCUUGUGCCAGGACUAAUAAGCCGCGAAGAUGGAUGCUAAAGAAAACCUAGAACACAUUGCCUCCUUCGAUAUGGAAAGCAAAGAGACAUGGGCCCAAGACUGGGAAACCGACAACCCUGAAUUUCACACGGACGAAGUAAACGCCAUGUUGACAAAACAUCACGACGAAGUUACUCGUGGAAGAAAAAAUCUCCGAAUCCUGGUGCCCCUCUGUGGAAAAUCGUUGGACAUGAUCUGGUUAGCUGAUCAAGGGCACUCAGUGGUAGGCGUUGAACUGAUUCGAAAGGGAAUCGAGCUAUUUUACCGUGACAACAAGUUAACAUACAACGAGAAAUCUGUGUCAUUGCCUCCUGACAAUCACGGUACAGUUUUCAAAGCCAAUGGUAAGGAUAUCACACUGUUUGAGUGUAGUAUCUUCGAUUUCUCAGUCGAGAUUUCUGGAGGCCAAUUCGAUUUCAUCUGGGAUCGCGGAUCUAUGACCGCAAUCAACAUGAUGAAGGAGGGUCGACUCAAGCAGUACACAGACAUCAUGCUCAGCUGCCUCAAACCAGAUGGCCGUUAUUUUCUGGAGUUUUUUGCCCCUGAAUCUCCAGAGAAGACGCCGACGCAAUUUAAGUUUCUUUCCGAGAAGAGUUUAACAGAAAUGUUUGGUGAAAGGUGUACCAUUCUAUACCUUGGGAAAGAAGAUAUGCCGGCAUGGUCGGGGAGUGCAGACGAAGGAGCAGGUGUACAUGAACCGUGUGCUGAGUAUCAAGAUAUGAAGAUCGCGAUGCAUUAUUACUUGAUGGAUUUUAAGUAACUUUCAUUUUGAUUUGUAUUUCAUAGCCUGGGUUAGUCAGUGGAGUAAUGACGUUUGUGAUUUGGGCAGUUUUCUCAUUGUAAGAUGGCGUGACUGCCAACUUGUCUAAUUUAAUAAUUAGUAUGUAUAUCACUAAGAAUUGCAUAAAUUAUUCUUCUUUCACGACAUUUGCUCCCUCUUGAUGUAACAUUGAUUUGGAAUACAACAUGGUGCUAUCACA